ACACCUUAAAAGCAAGCCUCUUUAUAUGAACUUAUACAAGCUCAAACAAACAAGAAACCACGCAUUCUCAACAAAUAAUAUCUACUUACAAGCAUACUACUCCGGCCACAUUUAUAAGCAAAAGUCAAGUUUUCAGAUUCAUUAAACAACUGAUGUAUCUAUAUAGUCCAGAUACAUCAAUAUAGGCCAGAUACAUCAGUUAUUCGAUUAAUCUAAAAAGUGAAUUUUCGGUUAUAAAAUAUCGCUGGAGGGAGUAUUAAUAUCAAUAUAUCAAUGCAAUAGAAACAUGUUGAGCUCAAAACUAACAUAACAGAACUCAUUGUGACAUUUCAACAAACACCUUGUGUGCAAUCUUCAAGCCUAUACCAAAAGAGUAAUUACUCUAAACUCAUCAAAUUUUCGAUUUAUAGGAUGUUGAUAGGUUCAAAUUGGGAAAUCCAAGAAGCUUUCAUUACCUUAAUCAAUCAAAUUGCUUUGAAUUGGAUGCAUUGGAUGAUUCUAAGGAGUAUCUUGCAACUAGAAGAGCGAUGGAUGUUGUUGGAAUCAGCAAUGAUGAACAGGAAGCUAUAUUUCGAACAGUAGCCGCUGUACUUCAUUUAGGAAAUAUUGAAUUUGUUAAAGCAAUGGAUGAAGGGACGGAUUCCUCUAAACCUAAGGACGAUAAAUCUUAUUUCCAUUUGAAAACUGCAGCUGAACUUUUGAUGUGUGAUGAAAAGUCCCUUGAAGAUUCAUUUUGCAAACGAGUUAUGGUGACUCGUGGUGAUACGAUAACAAAAUGUCUUGAUCCAGACUCUGCAGCUCUAAGUAGAGAUGCAUUGGCUAAAAUAGUUUAUUCAAGACUUUUUGACUGGAUUGUGGACAAGAUUAACAACUCUAUUGGUCAAGAUGCAAAUUCAAAGAGCUUAAUUGGCGUUCUAGAUAUAUACGGAUUUGAGAGUUUCAAGACAAACAGUUUCGAGCAAUUUUGUAUCAACUUGACAAAUGAGAAGUUACAGCAACAUUUCAACCAGCAUGUCUUCAAAAUGGAGCAAGAGGAAUAUACAAAGGAGGAGAUUGAUUGGAGUUAUAUCGAGUUCGUUGAUAAUCAAGAUGUUCUUGAUCUUAUUGAGAAGAAACCUGGUGGUGUUAUUGCUCUUCUCGAUGAGGCCUGUAUGUUUCCAAGAUCAACGCACGAAACAUUUGCUGAAAAGCUAUAUCAAACACUUAGUAGCAAUAAACGCUUCAGCAAGCCAAAGUUGUCGCGAACUGGUUUCACAAUCAAUCACUAUGCCGGUGAUGUCACUUAUCAAACCGACCUAUUCCUUGAUAAAAACAAAGACUAUGUUGUUCCUGAGCAUGCUGCGCUGCUCAGUGCUUCCAAUUGCCCUUUUGUUUCAGGACUUUUCCCACCUUUACCUGAGGAAACUAUGAAAUCAACGAAAUUCUCAUCCAUAGCCACUCAGUUUAAGCAACAACUGCAAUCUUUGCUUGAAACAUUGAAUGCCACUGAGCCACACUACAUUCGUUGCGUAAAGCCAAAUAAUCUUCUUAAACCAGGGAUAUUCGAGAACAACGAUGUGUUGCAGCAGCUUCGAUGUGGAGGUGUAAUGGAGGCAAUUAGGAUAAGUUGUGCUGGAUAUCCAACUAGAAAGACGUUCGAUGAAUUUGUUCAGCGGUUUACUAUAUUGGACCCUAAGGGGUUAAAAUCAUGCCCUGAUGAGAUGACUGCUUGCAAGAUGCUUCUAGAUAAAGCAAAUCUUAAAGGUUAUCAGGUUGGAAAGACAAAAGUGUUUUUGAGGGCAGGUCAAAUGGCAGAACUAGAUGCAUGCCGUGCUGAGGUCCUAGGAAGAUCUGCAAUCGUUAUUCAGAAAAAAGCUCGCACGUAUAUUUGUGAGAAAAAGUACAAAUUAAUGCGAUUCUCUGCCACACAAGUACAAAGGGCUGUUAGAGGACAACUUGCAAGACUUUGUUACGAACGCAUGAGAAGAGAGGCUGCCUCUUUGAUAAUUCAGAAACAAUGCCGCAUGUAUCUUUCGAGAAGUGCUUAUAAAACUACCUAUGCUAGAGCUAUUUGUAUUCAAACCGGCAUGCGAGGGAUGGCUGCUAGAAAUGAACUUAGAUUCAGGAGGCGGACAAAAGCUGCAAUUAAAAUUCAGGGUCGAUACAGAUGUCAUCGAGCUCGGACUUAUUACAAAAGGCUAAAGAGAGCAACAAUUGCAGUACAAUGUUCGUGGAGGCGAACAAGAGCACGACGAGAACUUCGGAAGCUUAGAAUGGCUGCUAAGGAAUCCAAGGCCCUAGAAGCCGCGAAACAAAAUCUAGAAAAGCAAGUUGAGGAACUAAUUUCGACUCUAGAAUCAGAGAAGAGAAUGAGGGAAGCCAAGACACAGGAAAAUGAAAAAUUACAACAUGCUUUGGAAGAGAUGGAGAUUCGGUUCGAAGAAACUAAAACAAAACUCACUCAGGAAUUCGAAGAAACUAAAACGAAACUCACUCAGGAAUGUGAGGCUGCGAAGAAAGUAGCUGAGCAAACACCAACUAUACAUGAAAAUGAAAAUAAUGUUGCUGACAGCGAAUUGAUAAAUAAGCUUACUGCAGAGAAUGAAAAACUCAAGGAGCUUGUUAAUUCAAUGGAAAAGAAAACUAAACUGGAGAUUCCUGAUAAUCUUACUGACAAUGAAGUGAUUAAUAAGCUUGCUGAAGAAAAUGGACAACUCAAGGACCUUGUUAAUUCAAUGGAAAAGAAAACUAAACUGGAGCUUCCUGAUAAUGUUACUGACAAUGAAGCGAUUAAUAAGCUUACUGAAGAAAAUGAAAAACUCAAGGAGCUUGUUAGUUCAUUGGAAGAGAAAACUAAAGACCAGAUUCCUGCCCAUUUUACUGAGAAUGAAGUGAUUAGUAAGCUUACAGAAGAUAAAGAACAUCUUAAGGAUCAGGUUAAAUCAUUGGAACAGAAAGUUGAUGAGACAGAGAAGAAAUAUGAAGAAUGUAGCCGGCAAAGCGAGGACCGCAUGAAUCAAAUUAUAGAGACAGAAUCAAAGAUGAUUGAGCUAAAGACAAAAUUGCAGAAGCUUGAAGAAAAAUUUUCUGAUUUGGAAUCUGAGAAUCAAAUUUUUCGGAAGCAAGCGCUGUUGAGUUCAACAUCUCAGAGAAUGACUGACAAAGUAGCCGCAAUUCCGCCUUUGGAAAAUGGUCAACAGGCACCAGUAAAAACACUUAAUUCAACAGAAACUGUGAGGAGAUCUCAUAUGGAGAGACAUCAAGAAAGUGUAGAGCUUCUUUUCAAAUGUGUGACAAAAGAUCUUGGAUUCUGUGAAGGGAAACCUGUUGCAGCAUUUACCCUUUAUAACUGUUUACUACAUUGGAAAUCGUUUGAAGCAGAAAAGACAAGUAUAUUUGAUCGUCUUAUUCAGCUUAUUGGUUCUGCAAUAGAGGAUCAGGAUAAUAACAAUUGUAUGGCUUAUUGGCUCUCGAAUACAUCUGCUUUGUUUUUCCACCUGCAACGAUGUCUAAGAGUACCAGCACGAAAACCACCCACUCCAACAGGGUUUUUCGGGAGGAUGACACAGGGUUUCCGCUCAUCCAAUAGUCUUUCCGGUGGUGCAUUUGAUGUAGUGCAACAAGUUGAUGCAAAGUAUCCAGCUUUGCUGUUCAAGCAACAACUUGCAGCUUAUGUAGAAAAGAUAUAUGGAAUUGUUCGAGAAAAUAUGAAGAAAGAAUUCUCCCCUCUGCUUUCUUCUUGCAUCAAGGAUCCCAAAGACAGCAACAGCCAACCAACUGGUUCAUGGCAUGACAUUACUGAAUGCCUUAAUAAAUUUCUCAAUGUUUUGAAAGAAAAUUAUGUGCCUCCCGUUCUAAUUCAAAAGGUAUUUAAUCAGACUUUUCAAUACAUCAACGCAGAAAUCUUUAACAGCCUUAUAUUGCAUAAAGAAUGUUGCACACUCAACAAUGGAGAAUACGUAAAAUCAGGGUUAGCUGAACUAGAACAAUGGUGUAAUGAAGUAACCGAAGAGUAUGCUGGCACAUCUUUGGAUGAACUCAACCAUUCAAAACAAGCAGUUAGAUUCAUGGUUUCUGAAAAGAAGGAUGAACUAUCCUAUGAUGAUCUUACAAAUGACAUCUGCCCUGUGCUGAGUUCUCAACAGCUUUAUAGAAUAUGUACACUAUUCUUGGAUGAAAAUGACAAUACCAAAAGUGUAUCAAGUGAUGUCACUACUAGAUUAAAGCUUCUAAUGACAGAUGAUGUAGCUGAUGAUGACAAAUCCUUCUUAUUAGAAGACAAUUCAAGUGUUCCUAUUAUUGUUGAAGAGAUUUCUCAUACAAAUAUAGAUAAGACAGUUCCAAAAAUAAAACCACCUGCAGAACUACUUGAGAGUGCAAACUUCCAAUUUUUACAUGAUUAUAGUUAAUCAUAAUUCAGCUGAUUAAUCACCAUGAUGUAAAUCCACACACUCCCUAUGUUUUUUUCUUCUUUAUUUUUCAGUGGCAUCCAUAUUUAUAUUGGUUAUAUGAUAGCAAAAGGGCAGGGUAGGUUUCAUAAUUCUUUGUUUAAUAUUUUAUUUUGACCUCUAAUUUCAUUAGAUUAUCUUAUAUGGAUGUUCACUUGGGGCACAAAUUUUUUGUAUUAGUAAGAGGGAACAAAAGUAACAUUUGUAAAAAAAUGAUAGGAAUUGAUCCCAUAGAUUGUUGUUGAUGCUAUGGUGAAAAUUGGCCAUGUAUGUAAUGGCAUUAUCCUUUGUAAUAUUACCUUUUAAGGUUUUUCAAUUAU
This is a messenger RNA of Trifolium pratense (red clover), 4747 nucleotides long. RefSeq names its product myosin-7-like. Lineage: Eukaryota; Viridiplantae; Streptophyta; Magnoliopsida; Fabales; Fabaceae. The transcript is spliced from 35 exons. The coding region runs from base 528 to 4388 and encodes 1286 amino acids. Gene Ontology annotation, cellular component: vesicle; cytoplasm; actin cytoskeleton. Gene Ontology annotation, biological process: vesicle transport along actin filament; actin filament organization. Gene Ontology annotation, molecular function: actin filament binding; ATP binding; microfilament motor activity. The record is from RefSeq and is a predicted model, not a curated record.